Miniopterus natalensis is the source of this 393-nucleotide messenger RNA. RefSeq names its product serum amyloid A-2 protein-like. The record is from RefSeq and is a predicted model, not a curated record. Lineage: Eukaryota; Metazoa; Chordata; Mammalia; Chiroptera; Miniopteridae. Gene Ontology annotation, cellular component: extracellular region.
AUGAAGUUUUCCACAGUCAUCAUUUUCUGCACCCUGAUCCUGGGUGUCAGCAGCCAAAGAUGGAGAUCAUUCUUGAGGGAAGCUGGUCAAGGGACUAAAGACAUGUGGAGAGCCUACUCUGACAUGAGAGAAGCCAAUUACAAAAACUCAGACAAAUACUUUCAUGCGCGAGGGAACUAUGAUGCUGCACGUAGGGGACCUGGGGGCGCCUGGGCUGCUAAAGUGAUCAGUGACGCCAGAGAGGGUGCUCAGAGAUUCACUGACCUUUUUAAGUAUGGAAACAGUGGCCAUGGAGUGGAGGACUCCAGGGCUGACCAGAAAGCCAAUGAAUGGGGCCGGAGUGGCAAAGACCCCAACCACUUCAGACCUGCUGGCCUGCCCAGCAAGUACUAA